AUGGAACACGAAAAGCGUCAACGAAAUAAUUUUAUUGAUGAUUAUGAUGAUAGCAAGAGAAAAAAGAUAGCAAGUGAAAGUCACCAGUGUGUAUCAAGAGAAUCUGUCACAUAUUUCGAACAUCUUUCUAAUGAACUUAUUUAUGAGGUAUUUGAAUUUCUCGAUUGUUUUCAUAUAUAUGAAGCUUUUUUCAAACUUAAUAUGCGAUUUCGCAAUCUUCUUGCUAACUCAACUCUUCCUAUUAAAAUUAAUAUUUCAUCUAUGUCUAAAUCAGCUUAUCAAAAAUAUUAUACAGAUAUUAUCGUGACCAACGCCUAUCGAAUUAAUUCACUUCAAUUAUCAAACUUAUUUAUUUAUGAUCUUACAUCGUCACCAAUUCAAAUUCUACCAAAAUUUCUUCAACUUGAAACACUGAUUUUUGAUAAUGUGGAAUCAGAAUAUUUGGAAAAACUUCUUCGUUCAUUAAAAUCUUUGCCCAUACUCUCUUCAUUGACUAUUAAUUCACUUAAUAAUAUAAUAAAUAAGAAUGCUAUCUAUCAUGAAAUAUUUUGUCUACGUGCUUUGAAAUAUUGUAAAGUGUCCUUAGAAAGAAAUUCUAACGAUGAUGAUCUACUACCACCGAUUGCGAAUCAUUACAGUCCAAUCGAACAUCUAAUCAUUAACGAUGACAUGUAUUUAGACGAACUUAAUUGUUUGGCAUCAUAUGUUCCUCAACUUCGUCGUUUUUCAAUUCAACUACGGUCAGCAUAUUGGAAACAACGAAACAAAGUACAUCCACCUACAUUAAAUCAUUUGACACAUGUUUUUCUCAAAAUGAAUUAUGUAAAUUUUAAUGAAUUCGAACAAUUAGUCAUUGAUCUUUUCGCUACAAUUCAAUUUUUACGUAUUUCGAUAAUAAAUAACGGUGAUAUGAACUAUAUGAAUAAUAAAAGAUGGGAAGAACUGAUAUUAUCCCAUAUGUCACAUUUACGUAUAUUUGACAUUCGAUAUGAAUGUUGCCUUUACAAUAUGACUCUUGAUGAUAAUAAUCCGUUUACAUUAAAUGAUUACAUCAAUCAGUUUACAACUCCAUUUUGGAUUGAACGGCAAUGGUUUUUUGAACUUCAGUAUUAUCAAGAAAGAUACUCAAAUCGAGCAAUAUUCUAUUCAACAGAUCCAUAUAGAAGAAAAACUUAUACAUUAUCACAGAAAUCAAAUAAAAAAACUUGUUUAAACUCCUCCGAAACUAAUCUUAGUUCAGUUCAUCAUGUUCAAAUUCAACGUGAAAAAGAAAUGAUCAAUUGUGUAAAUUAUUUUCCGAAUGUUACGAAACUUACUUUUGAAAGUGGUUUUUCUACUACUCAUAAUUCAAUGAAUAGUCAAAUUAUGGCGUCAGAUAUUGAUUAUGAUAUUUUUGAUUAUAAUUUAAGUCAAGAUUCUUUCGAAAUCGAUUAUCAAAUUGAUCUAUUUGAAUUUUGUCAAUGUUUUAAAUCGAGAAAAAGUAAACAAAAAUUAAAAAAAUCUUCGUGUCCAAUCUCAUUAAAAAUUAUUAAAUCACAAUCAAAAUUAGUCAAAUUGAAUUGUACGAAUGAUAAAAUAACACGUAAAGCUGAACCAAAAUCAUUUCGUUACGAUCGUUUUUCAAAAAAGUCAAAGACUUUCGAAUGUGAUGAAGAAUUUCAAGAAAAAUCAAGACAAUCCAUAUGUAUGUAA
This is a messenger RNA of Rotaria sp. Silwood2, 1692 nucleotides long. Lineage: Eukaryota; Metazoa; Rotifera; Eurotatoria; Philodinida; Philodinidae. The record is from the annotation of a GenBank genome assembly.